Beauveria bassiana ARSEF 2860 is the source of this 528-nucleotide messenger RNA. Its product is annotated as putative U-snRNP-associated cyclophilin. Gene Ontology annotation, biological process: protein peptidyl-prolyl isomerization. The transcript is spliced from 5 exons. The coding region runs from base 1 to 528 and encodes 175 amino acids. Gene Ontology annotation, cellular component: intracellular membrane-bounded organelle. Gene Ontology annotation, molecular function: peptidyl-prolyl cis-trans isomerase activity. Lineage: Eukaryota; Fungi; Ascomycota; Sordariomycetes; Hypocreales; Cordycipitaceae. The record is from RefSeq and is a predicted model, not a curated record.
AUGGCGCCAACGCAGCUACCAGAGUCGGGCAAUCCCUUAGUCUUUUUCGACAUUACUCUCGGAGGCGAACCAUUAGGAAGAAUCACGUUUGAGCUUUUCAAAGACGUCGUGCCCAAGACGGCCGAAAACUUUCGCCAAUUUUGCACGGGAGAGAGCAAAGACGCCGUCGGCCGUCCGCAGGGCUACAAGGGCUCCAAGUUUCACCGUAUUGGCGGCGACUUUCUCAAUGGCGACGGCAGCGGCUCAACUUGCAUCUGGGGCUACAAGUCGUUUGAGGAUGAGAAUUUCACGCUCAAGCACGACCAGCCCGGUCUUCUCUCCAUGGCUAACGCCGGCCCAAACACAAAUGGCUGCCAAUUCUUCAUCACCACGGCGCUCACGCCUUUUUUAGACGGCAAGCACGUCGUGUUUGGCAAAGUCGCCGACGGCAUGGACGUGGUGCGAAAGAUGGAGGCGACCAAGACUGGGUACAAGGGCAAGGACGUGCCAAACAUGGAUGUCGUUAUUGCGCAGUGCGGCGAGAUGUGA